UUACGUUACGUUCAAUGCGGAAGUGAAGAAGAAGCAGCUUCAUCUCUUCAUUUCCAACACCGAAAUUGGUUACGCCUGUCUACUUUUCACACGGAAUCGAAGAAAGCGGUUUGUCCAUCAUGCUUGGUGGUGCGUUCAAAGGAGAGAGACUUCGAGUCAAUCUCAGACUCGUCAUCAACCGCCUCAAACUGCUCGAGAAGAAGAAAACUGAAUUAGCUCAGAAGGCCCGGAAAGAGAUCGCAGACUACCUGUCGGCAGGUAAAGACGAGCGAGCACGGAUCAGGGUGGAGCACAUUAUCAGAGAAGAUUAUCUAGUGGAGGCCAUGGAGAUUCUCGAGCUGUACUGUGAUCUGCUCCUGACCCGCUUCGGUCUAAUCCAGUCUAUGAAAGAGCUUGAUCCUGGCCUUCAGGAAGCAGUGUCCACUCUGAUCUGGGCAGCUCCUCGUCUGCAGUCGGAAGUCACCGAGCUCAAAAUCGUUUCAGACCAGCUGUGUGCCAAAUACAGCAAGGAAUACGGCAAGCUGUGUAGGACAAACCAAAUCGGAACGGUCAACGACCGGCUCAUGCACAAACUGAGUGUGGAGGCGCCGCCAAAGAUCCUGGUGGAACGUUACCUCAUUGAAAUAGCCAAAAACUACAAUGUCCCGUAUGAACCUGACGCUCUGGUGCGGCCAGAGGUCGGAGAGGAAGCAGACCUCAUAGAUGUGGACAGCGACUUUAAGAAGCAGGGCGGCGGAGGAGGUGGAGGAGGUGGCGGUUUCACUGCACCGGCUACUGCUAUGCCCAUGCCUAUGCCCAUGCCUAUGUCUAUGCCAUCACCCCAAGCCUUCAACUACCCUCCACCCAAAGGAAGUGAGCCCUUCAGUGCUCCUGCUGGCACCUAUGAUGUUGGCUUUACCAAUUUCCAGCCUCCGGUGAGGGGAGGGCAGCCGCCUCAGCUCCCCAGCUGCCCUCCAACCUACGAGUCUAUUGAUGAAUUGACCAUCAAACCCUCUGCUUCUCCCCAGAUUGUCCCAGGCCCUGGUCCAUCUGCUCAGAUCUACGAUAACUCCGUGAUUCCCGAGCUUCCCUCAGUUCCUGACACGCUUCCCAACUCAUCCUUGGGCGGCAGUAACGGCGCAUCAGACGACAUUGACUUUGACGACCUGUCACGGCGCUUUGAAGAGCUCAAGAAGAAGACUUAAUCUCUCACAGCCCCACAUCUGUCCACCUGUGUGUCCAGCUUCAGGAAAAGAGGGAGGACAAAAAAAAAAAAAAGCCCUGGUCAGAUUAUUUACCCAAAAUCUUCAUCUGGAGCAACGUUUUAAUAAUAAUAAUAAUUACUUCUGACAUCAGUGAAACAUUUACCUCAUACAGAAAUAAAAUGCACUGGUGUCUUUCUGGUGGAGGUUAUUUUAAUCCUAACAUCGCAACAUGAAGGAUCUGAUGGAAUCUGAACACCAUAAAUCAAAACUUUUUUUUUUCAUUCAACUAUUACUAUAAUCCGUUUUUUAAGCACUUUCCAUAUAUGGCCUUUCUGUAAUGUAAUCUAUUGUAAUAUAUAUAAUAUAGCUUGAGCAUUGCCAUGCCCAGAUGGUAUGAUGUGAUGUCAUCGUCAAGCCACUUUUUAACUUGGUUAUGAUCAAUCAUUAGGAUUUUUUUUUUCCCCCUGGUUGAAUAAUAAAAUGAUUUAAAUAAUAUUAAUAAGAAGAAAGAUCUAAGCCAACACGUAGUGCUUGUACUAUGUGAAAGUGUUCAAUGAGUCAGCAGUUGUUUUCAGUACAAACAGAAUAGACAGGUUGAACCUGUUGGGACUGAUUACACCCAGUCUCGAGGUUGGGAUUUUAUUUUAUUGUUUUUCUCCCUCCGAGUGAUGUAAUCCACUAUGUGAGCUACGUCACUGCUCAACAGGGCUAAUUUGUUCGAUUUGUCAUGUGACCUGAAUAUCUCUGGAAUGACAUCACUACCUUUGGGAGGGGGGAAAAAAGAUUAAAUUAGCAAAGCAUCACCUGAUGCUGAGCAAGUGAAUUAUUAUGACGUGGUUAUUUCUCCUUAAUGCCAGGACUAUCCUUAUGUCUUUUUUUUCUUUUGGUAAGAUGAAAGUUUUCACACGAGAACAUGGUUUUAACAAAUAACAAACCGACUCACUGGUCUUUAUCUUGGAAGCAAACACUCCCAGUAGUAUUAUUACCUUCGUCAUUUAUAUUAUCAUCUCCUGAUCUGUGGCCUUGCCUUUUUUCUUUUUUCCAUUUAGUUCCAGUUUCUAAAUGUAUAUUAUUUUAUAUAUAUAUAUUUUUUUGGGGUGGUGAAGGGUUUACUUUAGUUUUUUUGUUCUUAGCUUCUGGAAAGUGUUAAUAUUUUCAGCAUACACAAACUUUUUUUUUUUUUUAAAUAGUUCUGAAAUUCUUGACUUGUCUUUUUUUAUUUCCACCCCUGUAACACUACUGUGCAGCAAUGUUUCCCUCCACAUCAGAUAAAGGAGCAAUAUUGGGAGCUUUAGGAGUCUUGUUACUUGUUUAACAUGUAGUGGAAACUUAUGAGAUGCUCAUAUAAUAAAGUAUAUUUGCUCACAA
This is a messenger RNA of Neoarius graeffei (lesser salmon catfish), 2552 nucleotides long. It is a transcript of the gene ist1, whose product is annotated as IST1 factor associated with ESCRT-III. Gene Ontology annotation, biological process: protein transport. NCBI's taxonomy places the organism in Eukaryota, Metazoa, Chordata, Actinopteri, Siluriformes, Ariidae. The coding region runs from base 120 to 1184 and encodes 354 amino acids. The transcript has 10 exons. The record is from RefSeq and is a predicted model, not a curated record.